ACAGCCUCAAGCCUCGUUGCAUGAACGCGCCAGCAUAGUUGAGAUGGUCUCUAUGUGUUUCAGGUGUACGCCCAUGAUUGUUACCAUACCAUGCUUCAGAUAUACAAAGGAACGGAGUGGGUGUUGCCGACCAGUCUGUACAUGCUUGAGCGAACGCAACGCAACCUACGCCACUGCAGUGCAACUUCUCCUGCUAAUGUAGACCACGGAACAGCCCUAGCACCACGGGCCGGUAUGGUA
Dothidotthia symphoricarpi CBS 119687 is the source of this 240-nucleotide messenger RNA. RefSeq lists its product as uncharacterized. Lineage: Eukaryota; Fungi; Ascomycota; Dothideomycetes; Pleosporales; Dothidotthiaceae. The record is from RefSeq and is a predicted model, not a curated record. The transcript has a single exon. Bases 44 to 202 code for a protein of 52 amino acids.